AUGUUAUGUGAUAAUGUAUAUGAUGAAGCUAUAAUGAAACAUAAUUCUGCUGUUGUUGUUGACGUUGAAGUUGAUGCUGAUAUUGAAGUUGAUGUUGAUGAUAAUGUUGAAGAAGAUGUUGAUGCUGAUGAUCAUUUUGAUGUUAAUGUUGAAGUUGAUGUUGAUACGGAUGCACGCUCAUUAACAUCAUUACGUAGUAAACGUAGUCGAUGA
Messenger RNA from Rotaria sordida, 213 nucleotides. NCBI's taxonomy places the organism in Eukaryota, Metazoa, Rotifera, Eurotatoria, Philodinida, Philodinidae. The record is from the annotation of a GenBank genome assembly.